AUGUUGUUACAUUGGCCUCUAUCGAUUAUAAAUGGUCUUUAUUUUCACAUUGCUGAAACUGAGCGAAAAUGUUUUAUCGAAGAAAUUCCGGAUGAGACGAUGGUAACAGCGAAUUAUAAAGUACUUUUGUAUGAUCCAAAUACGAAAGGUUAUGGAGAAUAUCCAAAUAUUGGAAUGCAUGUUGAAGUGAAAGAUCCCGAAGAUAAGAUAAUUCUUUCGAGAUUAUAUACUAGUGAAGGACGUUUUACAUUUACGUCACAUACGCCUGGUGAACAUGUAAUUUGUUUGUAUUCCAAUUCUACCUCGUGGUUUAGUGGAGCACAAUUAAGAGUUCACCUUGAUAUUCAAGCAGGUGAACAUGCUCAAGAUUAUGAACAGAUCGCUACGAAGGACAAAUUAAAUGAUUUGCAGCUACGUAUAAGGCAAUUAUUAGAUCAAGUAGAACAAAUAUCAAAGGAACAAAAUUAUCAGAGAUACAGGGAAGAGAAAUUUCGUCAGACAAGUGAAAAUACGAAUUCAAGAGUGCUCUACUGGUCAAUUGCACAGACAGCCAUUCUUAUCGUUACCGGAGCUUGGCAGAUGCGCCAUUUGAAAGGAUUUUUUGAAGCUAAAAAACUGUUUAUGCGACGGAUUGUCGCUGGUCUAACGUCACCGUGGUCCCUGGCGUUCUCGGCAUUUGGUGUUUCUUAUGGCAUUUAUAAUUUGAUUGAUAUAACGCAAUCUGGUGCACCAUAUGAACUUAACGAGGAUCUCACUGGAAAAACUUUUAUAGUGACUGGUGCAACUUCUGGCAUUGGACGAUCUACUUGCGAAGAGCUUUCGAAGCACAAUGCAAGGAUUAUAAUGGCUUGUAGAAAUCGAGAAAAAUGUAUAAAAGUUCGCCGUGAUAUCGUACUAAAUACGCGAAAUAAGCAAGUAUUCUGCAGACACUGCGAUUUGGAAGAUUUCGACUCUGUACGAAUGUUUGUUGAAAAAUUAUAUUCAGGUAAGUUCAAAAUUGAUCGAAUAGAUGGUAUUGUGCACAAUGCUGCAACAAUGGAACCAACACGUACUGUUAAUAAGGACGGAAUAGAACGAACAUUGGCCACAAAUUAUCUCGGUCCAUUUUUGUUGACCGCCCUAAUUCUCGACAAAUUGUUCGCUCAGACUAAUCCUUGUCGUAUUGUUUUUGUAGGCACAAAUGUAAUUGAUCGAAAAUGUGAGGUAAAUCUCGAUGAUUUCAAUUCCGAGCAUUGUAAAAAAUGGGAUGGUUACAAUGUGUACAAAGAAAGUAAGCUUGCACUAGCAGCUUUUGCUAAAGAACUUUCAGAAAGGGUAAAAGAUACAAAUGUGGUAGUAACAAUGGCUGAUCCAGGUCGAACAAAAACGGCUUUAUCUAGCAAAAUGCCAUCUCAAUCGUUCUUCCUUAGCCGUUUGUUAAUUAAACCUGUCAGUUUCUUUAUGGGAGAGCGUAGAGUGGAAAAAGCUGUACGCCCAGUAGUUUACGCUUUGGCGGACCCGGAAAUGGCGGAAACUAACGGAAUAUUUAUAGAUCGAGAAAGGAAAGAACAGCCUUGGUGCAGUGGAGUAAUGGAUAAACAGUUUCGAGAGAAACUUUGGUGCACAAGUGAAAAAUGGACUAGACUGAGUGGACAAAGGGAAACUUUCCUUAAAUCUAUAAGGGGAGCGAAUGAAAAUUCGACAACUAAGUCAAAAGAAACUUCUAAAUUAUGGAAGAUAUGGCCUUGGCAACUGUUCAGCUGA
This is a messenger RNA of Dracunculus medinensis (Guinea worm), 1743 nucleotides long. NCBI's taxonomy places the organism in Eukaryota, Metazoa, Nematoda, Chromadorea, Rhabditida, Dracunculidae. The record is from the annotation of a GenBank genome assembly.